GUGAGUGAGAGAGUAGCGAUGGAGCGAGCAAUCACGAUCCUUCAUGUUAUGUUUUGAAGUGUCCCCAAGAAGAGAAGAUAUCUUUAUCAAAGGGAACCCUCCUCGCAUUGUUCUUUCGUUCUUCCUUGUAUCAUCGAUCGCAAACUUUCUGUCUCAGGGAAAGGUUUCAUCUUCUUCUUCGCUUUAAUUACACACGAAGUAGCAUCAGUUUCUUCAAGAUCUCUUGAAGGUGAUAUUUGGGUUGAAAAAGAGACGAUUUGAGGAGAAAGGAAGGAUCCGGUUUGGUUUUUACUCUCUGAAAUCUGAAUAGCUGCAAGGAUGAAUGAUCUUAUGACAAAAUCCUUCCUCAGUUACGUGGAUUUGAAGAAACAGGCUCUCAAGGAUCUUGAAGCAGGGCCUGACAUUGAGAUGGGGCAGCUCGACCCCACGGACGAGGAGAAUCUGGCUCUUUUUUUCGAAGAGGUUGGUACAAUCAAAGCUGAGAUGGAAGAGAUCACUCAUCUCCUCCUUGACCUUCAAGGCCUAAAUGAAGAGACAAAAUUGACUCACAGUACUAAAGUACUUCGAGGGCUCAGAGACAGGAUGGAUUCAGAUAUGGUGACAGUCCUUCGCAAGGCCAAAAUCAUCAAAGCUCGAUUAGAAUCUCUGGACCAAUCCAACAAAGCCAACCGCAAUCUUUCAGCGGCAUAUGGAGAGGGAAGUCCGAUUGAUCGAACAAGGAUGUCCGUCACCAAUGGUUUGAGAACCAAACUGAGGGAGAUGAUGAAUGAUUUUCAGUCACUGAGAGACAAGAUUGCCUCAGAUCACACGGAAGGUCUGAAGAGGAGGUACUUCAAUGCCACUGGCGAGGUUCCCAGUGAGGAGGUGAUAGAGAAGAUGAAAUCAGGGGGCCAGCAAGUCCAGGUUUUUGAAGGAAAACCAGAAUUGAAUCUGGAGAAUCAGGAGAGACAGGAGGCUCUGAACCAGAUUCAGAGAAGCUUGACGGAGCUUCAUCAUGUCUUCCUCGAUAUGGCUGUUUUGGUUGAGAAACAGGGCGAACAGAUUGACAACAUAGAACAGAAUUUGGCCCGUGCAGGUGACUUCAUCAGUACUGGGACGAAAAAACUAGUUGAUGCUGACAAGAUGAAGGGAAAGAGAAGGAGAUGGGUAUACUGGGUUUGGGCUCUACUACUGGUCAUCGUCUUAGUGUGCCUCAUUGUGUCUCUCAUUUCUUGAGGAAAUUGAACACAGUUUUCAACAGUUCGAGAAUUUUAUCUGGUCUUCUUCUUUUCAGGCCAUCUGUUUGCUUGAAGUUUAAAUGUUUGCCUUGCGGUGAGUGGUUUUUUGUCUGUAAAUACAUCCAAUUGUUUUGCUCUCCUGGGUGAUUUUCUUUUGGCUUUAACUACCAUCUGUGAUUCUAUACUUCUUUCCAUCAGUUAAUGGAGAUUUGUUUCAUCA
Messenger RNA from Macadamia integrifolia, 1437 nucleotides. Its product is annotated as syntaxin-112-like. The record is from RefSeq and is a predicted model, not a curated record. The transcript is spliced from 3 exons. Bases 319 to 1215 code for a protein of 298 amino acids. Lineage: Eukaryota; Viridiplantae; Streptophyta; Magnoliopsida; Proteales; Proteaceae. Gene Ontology annotation, biological process: vesicle fusion; exocytosis; intracellular protein transport. Gene Ontology annotation, molecular function: SNAP receptor activity; SNARE binding. Gene Ontology annotation, cellular component: plasma membrane; endomembrane system; SNARE complex.